Messenger RNA from Anopheles coustani, 6417 nucleotides. RefSeq lists its product as uncharacterized. Lineage: Eukaryota; Metazoa; Arthropoda; Insecta; Diptera; Culicidae. Gene Ontology annotation, biological process: DNA integration. Bases 1 to 6417 code for a protein of 2138 amino acids. Gene Ontology annotation, molecular function: nucleic acid binding. The record is from RefSeq and is a predicted model, not a curated record. The transcript is spliced from 8 exons.
AUGGAGAACACCCAAGAAGCACUUAGUGACGCGGGGUCAGAUGGAAGCGCGAGCGCAGCGUCGCCAUCGCGCGCAAAACCAUCGAUUGUUGAUCGCGAAUUGGAGCUGGCGCGGAAACGCUUCGCGCUGGAGCGACGGGCGUUCGAGAUCGACAUCUCGAAGCGGGAGCUGGAGCUGGAGGAGCUCGCCAUCGCGAUCGAACGAGGUUCGGUCCAAGGCGUGCCGGGCAAAUUUACCGCUCCGAGUGAUCAGCAGCCCGAAUACGCGAUGGCGCCAGGCCACUCGUCGAGCCUGUACAUUGCUCCGAGUGCGCGACCUGCCGGAACCGCGCUACCACAGGAUCACUCGUUGAGCCACUUUGCCGCCACAAGUGCGCCACCGGUCGAAUCCGCGAUGCCGCUGGGCCACCCGUCGAGCCCGCACACUGCUCCGGGUGCGCGACCAGCCGAAGCCGCGAUGGCGCCGAGCCGCCCGUCGAGCGUUCACCCCGCUCCGGGUGAACGACCUACCGUAGGUCAUAGUACGGCGGGAGUCAUGGCCGCGAGUGCAAGUUGGCGUCACUCGUUGGCAUUUGCACCAAAUCGGCUGGAUUACCAGGAACGACAGUCCCAAGAAUAUGCGCGAUGGCGGCAAUACUUGGACGACUUCCACCAUUCCCGUGCCGGUCGAAGCCAACCUGCCACCAGCGAGCGGCACGACGCGAUGGCGGCUCCGGCAGCGGAAAAUGGUGGGCCGUCGAGCACCGUGAGGGAACCAUCACAGUGCACACGUGAGCUGAACGCGACACAGAAGGCGGCCAGGCGGAUUACGGAUGAUCUACCGACGUUUUCGGGGGACAUCACGCAAUGGCCGAUGUUUAUCUCCAACUUCGAAACGUCCACCGAAGUUUGUGGAUUUUCGGACGUAGAAAAUAUCUUCCGGCUCCAAAAGGCCCUCAAAGGACCGGCGUACGAGGCGGUGGAGCAGCUCCUUUUUUACCCAGAAGGCCUGCACGAGGCGAUGAGCGUGCUGCGCGAGGAGUUCGGUCGGACGGACCUUAUAAUUGAGGCGCUGAUCGACAAGGUGCGAAGGAUGCCUGGACCACGAGUGGAGCGUUUGGAGACUGUCGCAACGUAUGGAAAAGCAGUGCGAAACAUGUGCGCAACCAUUCGAAUCUCUGGGCUGAAGGAUUACGAAUGUAAUAUCGCACUGCUGAAGGAGCUGACGGAGAAGCUUCCCCCUACGUUACGGCUUCAAUGGGCGCAAACGAAGGAAUUCCUGCCGGAAGUGUCGCUGACGGAAUUCGGUAAGUGGAUUGCGGGAGUGGCCAAGGCUGUGAGCGGCGAAAUCUCCACUUUUCCCAGCAGCAGGACGCCGGACCGCCCGAGGACGGAAGCAGCUCCUCCGCGCAACAACGUGAACCGCGGGCAACAACCGACGCAACGACAACCAUGGAUCAACUACCACACCGCGGAGACCCGGAAGGAUGGCCCCUGCGUAGUGUGCAGUGGAGAGUGCCAGUCGUUGGUGCUUUGCAGCGGUUUUCUUGCGCUCACCCCGCGGCAGCGUACGUCGCUGGUGAAAGAAAAAGCAAUGUGCCAAAGGUGUCUACGAAGGCACAAGAAAACAUGCCGCGUGCGGGACAUUUGUGGCGAGAACGGGUGUCGCGGCAGCAACACACACUCUUCGGAGCCUGGGAAAAACGUAAACAAGGACCCAGCUGUUUACGAUCAGGCGAACAUCACGACGGCACACACUGGGACAAACACUACCGGAUUCGCGCACACCACUACCAUCAUAAACGAGCCGGAACGCGCACUCGAACACUGCAACGCGCACAUUAACGGCACUAACACCUUGUUUCGGUAUGUACCCGUUGUAGUAUACGGUGCUGGUGGAAAAAAGGUAAACACGUUCGCCUUCUUCGAUGAUGGAGCAUCAUCGUCAUUUGCUGAUCGUUCAUUGAUCGAUGAGUUGGGGUUGGUUGGGGUGCCGCAUCCGCUAUGUUUGAAGAUGACAGGAGACCGUGUGAGGCAGGAGGAUGAAUCGGUGGAGGUAAAGAUGACCAUUUCGGGGGUCCAUCCCUCGGCAAAGAUUUUUGAGCUCGCAAAGGUCCACACGGUGCGAAGCCUGUCCCUCUCCGAGCAGUCGGCGUGCAUGGAAGAGCUGGCGAAACGAUUCGAGCACCUGAAAGGCCUUCCCAUAGCAUCCUACGACAAGGCGGUUCCUAGGAUUCUAAUUGGCAUUGACAACGGCCAUUUAGGAAUUUCCCUCAAGAGCAAGGAGGGACGGGUGGGUGAGCCAAUGGCAGAGAAGACACGGUUAGGCUGGACCGUGUUUGGACCAGCUUUACCAAGUACGACUCCACCAAUGCAUAGCUUGUACCACAUAUGCUCCUGCGAGGUCGCUGAUACGACGUUGGAUAGCGCCCUGAAGGAGUAUUUCACGUUGGACGUAUGUGGGAUAACUAACCCGGGUCGGUUGUUAUCGAAGGACGAGGAAAGGGCGAUACAGCUCCUAGAGCGCGAAACACGCCUACUGGAUGGCCGAUACGAGACUGGUCUGUUGUGGAAGUUCGACGACGUUAGACUUCCACCCAGCAAAGAAAUGGCCUUGAGACGCCACAAGUGCCUCGUCAGGAAGCUAAAAAAAGAUAAAGUUUUAGCUGAAGCAAUGAAGUUAAAGAUGAAGGAGUACGAAGAGAAAGGUUAUAUAAGGCGUAUACAACCUAGUGAGCUGCUCAAGAGGGGACCAAAAGAUUGGUUCCUGCCCAUCUUUCCCGUCAGCAACCCAAAUAAGCCCGGAAAGAUUAGGGUAGUUUUCGAUGCGGCAGCGAAGGCGCAUGGUGAUAGCCUAAACGACCACUUGCUCCCUGGUCCGGAUCAGAUCGUUAGUCUGGUUGGCGUGCUACAUAAAUUUCGCGAACACCGAGUAGCAGUUGCCGGCGAUAUACGGGAAAUGUUUUUCCAGGUGCGUAUGAAGCUUGAGGAUCAGCGAAGUCAGAUGUUCCUCUGGCUAGACAGCGAUGACAUCGAUGCAGAGCCCGUAGUGUUUUCCGUCGCCGUGAUGACCUUCGGGGCAACAUGCUCCCCGGCAAGUGCGCACUUUGUAAAAAAUCGGAACGCCGAACGAUUUGCCGAAGAGUUCCCGCGGGCAGCUGAAUGUAUUAUAGGUGAGCACUAUGUAGACGACAUGCUGGCGAGCGCUGAAACGGAAAAGGAAGCGAUUAGUUUGGCAUCAACCGUUCGCUCCAUUCACGCUCAAGGCGGCUUUGAGAUUCGCAACUGGGUUUCGAACUCACAACGGGUGGCGGACGAGUUACGGUUGGAAGCAGAUUCCGUCGGGAUCGUAAACUUGUGCUGCCAAUCGGCGGUAGAGAAAGUGCUCGGCCUCUGGUGGGACACAUCUUCCGACACCUUUACCUUCAAACUUAAUCCCAGGCAUGACGAUGAGCUGCUGUCCGGGCUGAGAUCACCGACUAUGCGCGAGGUGCUGCGGACGUUAAUGAUGAUCUACGACCCCCUCGGACUCAUCGGCCACUUCCUGAUGUUCCUGAAGAUCCUCCUGCAGGAUAUAUGGCGAAGUCACAUCCAAUGGGACGACAUCUUGGAAGGAGCCCUUGCCGAGCAGUGGAUGGCGUGGGUUGCAGUCCUGCCCACCAUAUCACAGGUGAGAGUCCCUAGAUGCUACCGAAAUGUUUCACCAGUCGACACCGUCAACAUUCAGCUUCAUGUGUUCUGCGAUGCUAGCGAGAAAGGAAUGGCAGCGGUUAGCUACUUGCGAUUCGAACAUAACGGGUCUAUAGAGUGUGCUCUAAUUGGUUCGAAAACUAAGGUGGCUCCGGUGAAGCCCAUAUCCAUCCCACGGCUUGAGCUAAAUGCUGCAGUAAUUGGUUCACGACUGGCCCGCAGCAUUUGUAAUUCACAUCGUCUAACAAUUCAGCGUAAGGUUUACUGGACAGACUCCCGCAACGUUGUGUGCUGGCUUCGAUCAGACCACAGACAAUACAACCAAUAUGUUGCCUGUAGAGUUGGUGAGAUCCUGGAAGCAUCAGACACAAACGAAUGGCGAUGGGUCUCUACUAAGCUAAAUGUCGCCGAUGAUGGGACUAAGUGGUUGAAAGCCCCGGACAUGACUCCUUCAAGUCGAUGGUUCCGUGGCCCUAGCUUCUUGUGGGAGGCAGAAGGAGAGUGGCCACUAGCGACGGAUCCUGGAAUCACAUCAGCCGAGCUACGGGUGAGUCUGAUGCAUCAUGAGGCGUUUGAACAACUCAUCGACUACACCAGAUUUUCGAAGUGGAAGAGACUUGUCAGAGCCGUGGCUUAUGUUAACAGGUUUAUUGACAACCUGCGGCGCCGAGUACGGCGCGAAGCGUCACGUAAGGAGGAUUUGGAUCACGACGAAGUAAUUGAAGCCGAAAACACGGUAAUAAGGCUUGUGCAAGCAGCGGCGUUUCCAGCGGAAGUGAAACGCCUUAGGGAUACCACGAAAACAGCACACCCGUGGAAAACUCCUAUCGAAAAAGAUAGUACGCUGUACAAACUUACCCCGGACAUCGAUGAACACGGUAUAUUACGGGUACGUGGGCGACUGAGUGGCUGCAGGAUGAUCGACGAGGACCUGAAACGACCAAUAAUAUUACCAAGGAGACACUACGCAACCGAUCUGAUCAUCGCUGACCAGCACGAGAAGUACUUCCACACAAAUCAUCAAACCGUGGUAAACUACAUCAGAGGUAAAUACUACAUACCGAGACUUCGUGUUGAAUUCAACAGGGUUCGUCGAGCAUGCCAACAAUGCAAGGUCCGCCAGGUUCAGCCGAGUCCGCCGCUGAUGGGUAAUUUACCCGAACAACGUGUAGCAGUAAACCAGCGUCCGUUCUCAUACUGCGGGGUCGACUAUUUCGGUCCAAUCACGGUUGCAGUAGGAAGACGCCGUGAGAAACGAUGGGGUGUUCUAUUCACCUGCAUGACGGUACGAGCAGUACAUAUCGAGUUGGCACACUCUCUUUCGACGGAAUCCUGCCUGAUGGCGAUACGACGCUUCGUGGCCGAACGCGGAUACCCUACCGAGUUCCUGAGCGACUGUGGCACUAACUUCGUCGGAGCAGCACGCGCAUUAACCUCGGAGGUCAAGUGGACAUUCAAUCCACCGGGUGGGCCACACUUUGGAGGGUGCUGGGAGCGGUUAGUACGUUCCGUGAAGAACACACUUCAACGGAUGAAUCUCCCACGCACGCCGACGGACGAAGUUUUACUAACCACACUAAAAGAAAUAGAGAAUGUUAUCAAUUCUAGGCCACUAACAUACGUACCAUUGAACGACCUGGAUGACUCACCGAUCACGCCAAACCACAUCCUGGUUACCGGUCCGACACAGAUGCUUCACUCGUUACAUUUUCAGGAGCCACCACCAAGCAAUUUGCUUCAAUUUUUUAAAAACUUCCUUUAUUUUGGUGAUCCGAUGGAUUGCACAAAAACCUUCGAGGGGCUGUCAAGACGACUAAAGUGCAUCAUUGAAACAGUCAAGAAUAACGCGCAACAACUUUUCCUGCAGGAGGCGGGACAAUAUAUUGAAAGCCUACCUAAUCCUGCUAGAAAGGAAUAUAUACGCUUUCUGAAAGAAACACUUAUUCACGAAAGGAGUGGCAAGGAAGGGCCGGGCGCGACGUUUACAGGGAAAACACCUCCAAUCAGCGCAAGCUUGCGGGAACCCACCCUUCCACCAAGAACAUCGCUUGAGUUUUAUGCACGCUUCAUAUACACUGGGAAAGCAAGCAGUCUGAGCAAGUCGUUUAAAAAUCUUUCCGAUGCCUCGAAGGACAUCAUCGCCAGGAACCGUAAAGACAUGCAGCAACAAUACUUCGCCGCACUAAAACAAUUUUUGAAUAUGCUUCCAAAGCAGAAAGCGAAGGUUUAUAUAAGAUACCUGCAGCUGAAGGCCAAGGAGAAAACCGAGUGUCAGACUUUGUUGCUCAAAAGAAAUGAUGCAGUCAAACUGGUACAAGACGAUCCGUCCGCAUCACCUAAUCCAGAUACUGAAUUCAACGCAAAGGAAGCUUCCACCAUAGAAGAACUCCCCUUCUCGGACUCAACUAAUCCAGUUCCGCCAGAGGGAGAAACUCUGCCACCGCAUACGACUGAAGGAAAGCGGUUGAAAUCAAUCCUCAAGCGAAAGAUUGAUAUUGCUGCUUCGGGUAUGGCGGAGUUACCUAAGAAAAAGGUAACAUUUGAGUUGGCAGAAAGGGAAAGCGAACAAUCAACGUCUCGCGAUAAUCGACGUUCCGGAGUUUUGCCGAAGCGAAAAGUUACACCAACCGAUAUUGCUGAAUUUCACAAAAAAUACUUAUUUUUUGGGAAACCUGAAGAGCACGCAGCCGAGUACGCAAACUAUUCCAGCGAGUGCAAAGCGGCGAUCGAGGAGUUCCUUAAAAAUUAG